UAAAGUGGGAUUUUUUUUGAGUAAUUCGUAAAUGUGGAACGGAACGCAACCACCAAAUUAAAAUUGCAAAGAGAACAGCUAACUCUAAGUUUGCUUGUCAUCGCCGCCGAACUAAGAAAAUAUUAUUCGUUUAUUGCAAUAGAGUGAAUCAAAAGUGUAAAUAUUAGCUCUUAGAAUAAAUACGUAUUUACGUUGUUUUAAUCAAAACCAUGAGUUCAAUCGGAACUGGGUAUGAUCUUUCUGCUUCACAAUUUUCGCCUGACGGUCGAGUAUUUCAAGUUGAAUAUGCAGCAAAAGCAGUUGAAAAUUCUGGCACAGUCAUCGGGUUACGUGGAAAGGAUGGAGUGGUGUUUGCUGUUGAAAAACUAGUUACAUCUAAACUGUAUGAACCUGGUGCUAACAAAAGAAUCUUUCAUGUUGAUGAACAUGUUGGCAUGGCUGUAGCAGGUCUCAUAUCGGAUGCAAGACAGAUAGUAGAAACUGCCCGCUCAGAGGCUUCUAACUACAGAUCACAGUAUGGAAUCCCAGUGCCAUUGAAGUAUUUAAAUGAACGAGUCUCUAUGUACAUGCAUGCUUACACAUUGUACAGUGCGGUACGUCCAUAUGGUUGUUCCGUUGUAAUGGGAACAUGGACGGAGCAUGAGGGUCCUCAGAUGUAUAUGCUUGAUCCCAGUGGAGUCGCAUUUUCUUACUUCGGCUGUGCAGUAGGGAAGGCGAAACAAGCGGCUAAGACUGAAAUUGAGAAGUUGAAAUUGGCAGAUAUGACUGUGAAAGAGCUGGUAAAGGAAGCUGCCAGGAUUAUUUACUUAGUCCACGACGAGCUGAAAGACAAACAGUUCGAGCUGGAGCUGUCGUGGGUUUGCGCGGCCACCGAGGGCCGGCAUGAGCUCGUGCCGCGCGACGUCGCCUCCGAGGCCGAGAACACGGCCAAGCAAGCCCUCGCUGACAUCGAAGACUCGGACGACGGCGAUAUGUGAACGGAUUAGACAAUAAAACUUUUUUUUUUACUUA
This is a messenger RNA of Diatraea saccharalis (sugarcane borer), 1011 nucleotides long. NCBI's taxonomy places the organism in Eukaryota, Metazoa, Arthropoda, Insecta, Lepidoptera, Crambidae. The record is from the annotation of a GenBank genome assembly.